Lodderomyces orthopsilosis Co 90-125 is the source of this 1266-nucleotide messenger RNA. Its product is annotated as Pmt6 protein mannosyltransferase. The transcript has a single exon. Lineage: Eukaryota; Fungi; Ascomycota; Pichiomycetes; Serinales; Debaryomycetaceae. The record is from RefSeq and is a predicted model, not a curated record. Bases 1 to 1266 code for a protein of 421 amino acids.
AUGUCCGCAGAUUCCACGAACGACGCUGUUCAAUAUUCCUAUGAACCUACUGCCAAGUUGUUUAAAACUAUGAUUGGUGACCAAUUGGAGGUGCUUCAAACCAAAGUUGGGCUCGUGUUCGCCAGAGACCCAGGGAACGUUGACUUCAGGAUGACUGAGUUAGACACCGAGAAUUGGACAAACAUAGGCUUUGAGGAGGCCGAACCAUUAAUUAAAGAAGCAUACAGCUACUGGUUUGAUCGAAUGGGCCUUGACGAAGCCGUUACCUUCACAGAAACUUGCCACAAGAUCUGCUCAUUGAAGUUUGACUACCGACCAAUCAGAGAAACCUUAACAGUUCAAUGCAAAAGAGCAUUGAAUGAAGUGGUGCAAGAUUAUUGCUCCUUUGUUAAAGCAGCUUGGAAAGGCAUUGUGCCAUACGCUUUUCUAAUGAAUAACUUCAUAUCAAUAAAAUUCUCAUUUCAGUUGUGCCAAAUUGAUUUCCCUGUGGAAAGUGCUACAGACGUUACCGAAACUACCAAUGAUGUGUAUUCAUUGAAAAAAUACCAAAUCAGCAAAGACAUCUUAGACAGGAUUACCAUCAGAUCAUUUUACAACGCAGAAACUGCACCGAUUUUUCAAUUACCAACAGAUGAUGUUGGCUCUAAAGAAUGCCACUUCAGUGUCGUGCUUUCCCAUUGGUUAAGACCAUUCUUCAACAUGAUGAAAGGACAAGGGAUACAACAGCCAACUAUCAGAACGACAACCCUAAAUCAAGCAACCACAUGGGCCGAGCCAGAUUGGGAUUUUGAAGCUCAAAGCAACGAAAAUUUCUUUGCAGAAUUGAAAAGAGCUGGACUAAGCUCUUUUUGUAAUGGAAGUGGAGAUCACCUAAAAAUAUUGGCACAAGUGGGUAUUUAUUUGCGAGCCUGCAAGGUCAACAUGGGAUUUGUUGUAACCCCAUUGACCAUUUCCCGGAUCGGGUUUAACGUUCCUGAAGAUUCCAAAGAAUUGGAGGGGAGCUCGAGUGGAGACACUAGCCACUCAGUCACCCCAUUAGAGAUUGAUGUAUUCAAUCACGCAUCACACCUCGAGGGAGGGCUACUUACUGCAUGGUUUAGCAUGUUGAAAGCAAAACCCCUUAGAACAUUGUCUGAGUCAGAGUUACAACAGCUUGAGGUGACUCUUCAGAACUUGAAAACAAUGAUAAUUGAAAAAAAGGAACAAAAGCAGAAAAAAAGAAACAAAACGGUUGGAAAGACAAGAAAGAAGGCACGAAAGCAAUGA